Manis javanica (Malayan pangolin) is the source of this 2556-nucleotide messenger RNA. RefSeq names its product zDHHC palmitoyltransferase 23 (gene ZDHHC23). Lineage: Eukaryota; Metazoa; Chordata; Mammalia; Pholidota; Manidae. Gene Ontology annotation, cellular component: Golgi apparatus; endoplasmic reticulum. The record is from RefSeq and is a predicted model, not a curated record. Gene Ontology annotation, biological process: peptidyl-L-cysteine S-palmitoylation; protein targeting to membrane. Gene Ontology annotation, molecular function: protein-cysteine S-palmitoyltransferase activity.
CGACCAGCCGCGGCGCGUCCGUCGGCCCCUCGCACACGCUUCCCUCCGCUCGCAGCCCCGAGGGUGAGUUGCCCCCGCGCCGGGCUUCGGGCAGGACCGCGCGGUCGUCUGCAGGCGCACCCGGAGGUGCACCCGCAGGCGGUGGCUGUUUAUAGAGGCGUGGAUAUUGAUACAAGAUGUGAGUCGUGUUAUUUCCACCUUUACCUUCUGAGGGCUUCUCACGCCUCACGGUGACAGGUGGCGAUCAUGACACCGAAGGGCGGUAUGAAGCCAGUGAAGAAAAACAAAGCGGACGAACCUGAAUUGGAGCCCCUGUGCUGCUGCGAGUACGUAGAUCGAAACGGGGAGAAGAACCACGUGGCUGCUUGCCUGUGCGACUGCCAGGAUCUCGACGAAGGGUGUGAGAGGUGGGUUACAUGUAAGUCUGUGCAGCCGGAGACUUGUGAAAGAAUCAUGGACACCAUCUCUGAUCGCCUCCGAAUUCCUUGGCUUAGGGGAGCCAAAAAAGUUAACAUUAGCAUCCUCCCCCCACUCAUCCUGCUGCCCGUCUUCCUCCGCGUGGCUUCCUGGCACUUCCUGCUGGGGGCGGUGGUCCUGACCUCCCUCCCUGUGCUGGCUCUGUGGUACUACUACCUCACUCACAGAAGGAAGGAGCAGACUCUGUUUUUCUUGAGCCUUGGACUGUUCUCUCUGGGCUACAUGUACUAUGUGUUCUUGCAGGAAGUGGUCCCCAAAGGGCGUGUGGGGCCUGCCCAGCUGGCUCUCCUUACCUGCGGGUUAUUUCUGAUACUCUUAGCCUUGUACAGAGCCAAGAAGAAUCCAGGCUACCUCAGAAGUGCAGCCAGCAGUGACAAGUCUCAAAGCAGCAGCCAAACCGAAUGCCCGAGCAGCGAAGGGCAGGAGAAGACCAAAGGGUUCCCCAGUGCGGAAGCCCUGGGCAGCCUCAGCAACCGCGCUCUGAAGGCUGAGCUUCAGGGCUCUCCUAAGACGCUGGCUGGAAGCCCCACCAGGGCGAAGGACGACUGGUGCGCCAAGUGCCAGCUGGUGCGACCGGCCCGCGCGUGGCACUGCCGGAUAUGUGGCAUCUGUGUGAAGAGAAUGGAUCAUCACUGUGUCUGGAUAAAUAGCUGUGUUGGAGAAUCAAAUCAUCAAGCAUUUAUACUUGCCCUUUCGAUCUUCUUGUUCACCUCGGUGUACGGGAUAACGCUGACCUUGGACACCAUUUGUAGAGAUAGAAGCGUCUUCACAGCACUCUUCUAUUGUCCUGGAGUUUAUGCAAAUGACAGCUCGGCCCUGUCCUUCACCUGCGUGUGGUACUCUGUGAUCAUCACAGCGGGCAUGGCCUACAUCUUCCUGAUCCAGCUGAUAAACAUCAGUUACAACAUCACCGAGAGGGAAGUCCAGCAGGCCCUUCGGCAGAAGACAGGGCGCAGGCUCCUCUGCGGGCUCAUCGUGGACACAGGCCAGUACAAUAGGGGCUUCCUGCGGAACUGGCACCAGUUCUCCACCCUGGGCACCCGCCCAUUCCAGCACCCUGCUGAGGACAUUGUCUGAAGUGCCUUCUGGACGGCUCCUCCCUCUGCUCCCUGCACUGUAUACAUCAGUGUCCACGUGGGAUGUUCGUUCUUAUCCCCGGGUUCUUAAAGGCACUGUAGGGCCAUGCUCAGGUUUAGACACUGGACUGGGAAGAAAUUGAUUUUCCUGACUUCACAAUUUAAGAGAUUUUUAUAUUGGAGCAGUAAAAUUAGAGCCAUUCCUUUCUAGUCUCCUUGUUAACUAAAUCACAAGAACUUGAAAAGGAUGUACAUUGCUAUUGCACAAAUUCAUAGAAGCAGUUUCUGUCCGUUAGAAUGGGGGAGCUGUGGAUUUGAAUAGUGUCUAGUCCCUCCUUCCAUUUCUAAUAGCCAUGUGACCCUUAGUCGAGUCACUUCCCGAGUCUCAGGUUCGUCUGUGAAGUGGGGUACCCUGUGCCCGCUCUGUUUGCCUUCCAGAGCAGCCGUGAGCGUCCUGUGAAGGAGGAGGUCUGCGGAAGGCACGGAGGCACUGGAGUACCAGAGAGGGAGGAAGUACUACUAGGACAAUCCUAAGACUGAGAACAGCUUGUCAGGUAAUACUCUCAGACAGUUCCACAGAAGGGAGCAUUUUGGCAGUCUUUAUGGUCUUUAGCACCUUAAAGAUUAAAACUCUUCGAAUUCAAGGUAGUAUGUUCAUGUAUGGACCAAACUGAGCUGAGGACUGGAAGACAGAACAAAUGUAUAAUUUUGAAGCGGCAACUGGGAGCACGGACAGAUAUUUUAACGAAUUGCUCUGGAUAAAAAAGAAGAAAAGGAAAACAGUAAGAAAGUUGUCUUCCCGUCUGAAGUACAUUAAAACUAAGAACAAUCUUUAUGUGAAAAAAAAAGUUACAUAAAAGGUCUCACUGAAGCAGAGCACCCAGUGACUUCUGAGGCUGCAGGCCAUGAGACUCUCCUCUGGUGGUUUGAUGACAGCCUGCACCUUGGGCCCAAGACGGGACCAGCAGACCGUGGGCUCCAGCAGCCAAAGCCUGCAAGGUAA